Molecule: messenger RNA, 426 nt
Organism: Adineta steineri
Lineage: Eukaryota; Metazoa; Rotifera; Eurotatoria; Adinetida; Adinetidae
Source: the annotation of a GenBank genome assembly
AUGGAUUUAUUACAAACAAUUAAUCUUUCUGAAAACGAUGAUAAUUUUAAUAAUAAUGUUGUUUUUCUCCAUGCACCAUUAUAUAAUCCAUCCCUUUUCAUGCGAGCCCAUGUAAUCAAUAAAAUUAAAAUGAUAGCAGGAAAUCUUUGGAAUAUUCAAGACGCCAUGGUUUAUUUAUUUAAUCAAUAUUUAUCUAAGAAAGAAACACUUUGUAAAUGGCCAAUUAGUCUUGAUUGUCGUCUAACCAAUGUCAGUGGUAAUUUGUUUUCUCAUUGUCAACGACUUAUUACUUAUGCUACUAAUGAUUAUUUAUCCCUUCUUCAAUUGAUUUUAUUUAUUCAUAAACAUCUAUCUGACCAUUUUAAUAAUGAUAAAUUUAUUAUACACAUGGGAGAGUAUUUUGUUUAUUUACAUAAAAAAUAUUGA